UAAUAAUCCCUUUGGGCCCGCCUCCGCCUCCUCCUUAGGCCUCUUUAGUGAUCCCCGCCCUCGCUUAGGGCUCAGAGGCGGGACAGAAGAGGAGGCUGGGCCGGCUCCUGCGUCAGGCGACGAGGCCCCAGCCACGACGAAGAGGAGGAGGAGGCUCUUCCUCCCGAGGGGCGCCACAGGGGACCCCAGCCUUGGGGAAGGCCUGGACCUGCUGGGGCUGGGCCCAGUCGCUUGGCUAUGGGCGAGGAGGAGGAGGGCGCUGUUUAUGGGGCACGAGCACCUUCGUCGAAGGAGUGACCUCAUCUCCAGGCUUUUCGGGGGGAUGGAAGUUUCGUUCAAAACGACAAAGAGCGCCCGAGUGCCAUAGGUCUGUCCUCACUUGACAAAUGGUGGAACUAAAGAAGGAGUAGCUUUUGGCACAAAGUAUAGAUGUACACCUGAGAGGGCGGGAUUACCACCAAAAGCGACUCAGCUCUUGAACUUUCCAUGUUGUGGCUCUGUGCAGGUGCAAGACCUAAUUGUGUGAGGGCACAGGUGACCACUCAAAGAACCAGUUACAGGUUUGCAACAGGACCUGGUUUUUCCCAUCUUAAAUGUGAGGGUUUCCCCAUAACAUUUGGAAUCAAAUUAUCGUUGGCAACCUACAUGUAGCCAGGCUUGGUUGGUUGCCAUGAUGACAGGUUGUGUCCAACUAUGAUGAUCCUAAAGCGCGCCUAUCGUGGGUUUUUCUUGGCAAGAUUUGUUCAGAGAACAUCUGGUCCUUUUACUUUCUUCUGAGGCUGAAAGAGUGUAACUUGGCCAAGGUGCAUGGACUAACAAAGGCAGAUAAUGAACUUCAUAUCAGGAAUUACAUCUUUGUAAGAAGCCCAGUUCUAUAUUGAUAGUGUGAUGAAUAUGCCAUUGCAUCGUAUUUCUGUAAUUCCAGCCCGGGAUGUUACUUUUUCCAGAGUAUCUAAGAGCAAAGCUAAAGGGAAAGAACAGACUGGCAGUUCAGCCUCUAUUUCUGCUCCUCGUAGUUUCUCUCAGACAUCUGUCACACCAACCAGUCAGGACAUCUGCAGUUCCAGUGCAGUGUAUUCUGAAUGUUGUCAUCACAGUCCAGUGCAAUCUGCUGUUGUCUUGAAAAAUCCUGUCUGCCAGAAUUCUUUGACUCAAGGGUCCACUGUGACAAUAAUCUGUCAGAAUACGGUGCAGGCUUCCAAGAAAGACCUCCAUGAGCAUGAUUGUGUCCAUGGUCUCAAGUCUAAGAAUGGAAAAACUACCCAAGCUCUGAAAUUCUCCAAGUCUCUCAGUGAUAUGGACCAGAAGGCUCAGAGCACAACUCAAAGCUUUAGCUACGUGGAACGAACAUGUUCAGAAGGCAAACUGACACAAACUCAGGAGCAGUGUUUAAGGCUUAACACAUUUUAUCACAAAGAGAAGAAACCGUUCAACCUCAGGCCCUUUACUUUUAAUAAUUCCAAACUCUCCUAUUUCCAGUCACUUUCUACAAAUUACUUGAGCACUUCUGGGGCUAGUGCUAUCCACAGUGCAGUACACGUUCCUCUCCUGGAGGACAAGUGUGACAGCGAAUUGUCCCGAAGUAAAAAACUGCUGCACUGCCUUUUCUCCUUCUCUCAUAGCUCCAGUGUAAGCAGUCAUGAAUUGGAUAACUACUCAAGCUGCCUCCAACCAAAGAAAUCACCCAGUGUGAUAGUAGAGAGCACAGGUUUCUGUUCAGAUGACAUGGGAGAUGAUGAUGUCUUUGAGGACAGUUCCUCUGUGAGACUGAAAAUUGCAGAGCUGCGGGCACCACUUUGUUCAGUUGAAAAGGAUAGUGACCUAGACUCUCCUUCUCCUUUGUCAGAAAAAUUUUCCCCACUCUCCCCCGUAUCCAUAUCUGGGGAUGCUUGCAGGAUAUGCCAUUGUGAAGGAGAUGAUGAGAGCCCUCUAAUCACUCCCUGUCACUGCACAGGAAGUCUUAAUUUUGUGCACCAGGCUUGUCUGCAGCAGUGGAUCAAAAGCUCAGACACUCGUUGCUGUGAACUCUGCAAAUAUGAAUUCAUCAUGGAGACCAAACUGAAACCAUUGAGAAAAUGGGAGAAAUUGCAGAUGACUCCUAGUGAGCGAAGGAAGAUCAUGUGCUCUGUCACUUUCCAUGUGAUUGCUAUCACUUGUGUGGUGUGGUCUCUCUAUGUCCUCAUAGAUCGUACUGCUGAAGAGAUUAAACAAGGGGAAUCCACUGGUAUUUUAGAGUGGCCGUUUUGGACGAAACUAGUUGUUGUUGCCAUUGGUUUCACUGGAGGAAUUCUUUUCAUGUACGUUCAGUGCAAAGUCUACAUACAGCUUUGGAAAAGACUUAAGGCAUACAACCGUGUAAUAUAUGUACAGAACUGUCCAGAAACCAGCAAAAAGAACAUGUUUGAAAAACCAAUGCUAACUGAGUCAAAUCUUGAAAAUACAGAUAUCCUUGCAAGUCAUCUUGCAGAAACUAACAGUUCACAUUAUGUAGAGCCUGAAGACUCCAGGGCAAACAUUUUGCAUAUCUGACAUACUCUUCUUUUUUCCCUCUCUUUCUAUGAAGAUCUGCACCAGCAUUGUUCUCAACCAUUUAAAAUCAGCCAAGAUUGAGCUGGUGGAUUUUCUAAAAUUUUACUAAACGCAUUAAGAUUACUGAGGCUGCAAAUCUCAAGAUGACCUACAGAGAGGAGUACAAGAUUGAUUAUACAAUAUGUAAAUGAGGUGGAAACUUUAAAGAACAGAUUUUUUUCAAAGCUUGAUCUCCAAUUUUCUAGGGUUAUGAAUUAAUGGAAAUGUCUACUUCCUUUACUGUAUGAGAGACACAUGGAGCUAAAACAUGGAAUUGUGUUUUAGCAGUAUGUGAAUGUUUGUGCUCAUGUGUGUCUGUGUGUGUGCGUGUAAAUAUGAAUGAACUUUCUUCACAAGACUAGUAUAGUAGGGAGAAGCCUCCCCUCCCUCCAUACGUUUGAGACUCUAAGUCCUGUAUAGAUCUAGUAUUACCACAACAAUUUGCUAAAAUGUGAGACUUUGCUUCAUGUUGUGCAAAAGCAUAGAGCACUUUUAAUCAUUUUUAUUUUAUAAUAAAUUUUAAAGAAUCUUG
This is a messenger RNA of Sceloporus undulatus (fence lizard), 3100 nucleotides long. RefSeq lists its product as uncharacterized. Gene Ontology annotation, molecular function: MHC protein binding; zinc ion binding; ubiquitin protein ligase activity. Gene Ontology annotation, biological process: protein polyubiquitination; immune response; antigen processing and presentation of peptide antigen via MHC class II. The transcript is spliced from 11 exons. Gene Ontology annotation, cellular component: lysosome; cytoplasm; early endosome membrane. NCBI's taxonomy places the organism in Eukaryota, Metazoa, Chordata, Lepidosauria, Squamata, Phrynosomatidae. The record is from RefSeq and is a predicted model, not a curated record. The coding region runs from base 889 to 2529 and encodes 546 amino acids.